ACUUGUCAUCUGUGCCCAGCGGGGCCGGACGGCGGUGGGCGGGGCUCACGCGAGGCGCUGGAAGGGUCCGCGUGAUUCUCGCUACGUUGCUUUAGCUCUGGAGUGUUUGGCGAUGGGGCAGCGGGAGGUGUGGAGGCUCAUGUCGAGGUUUAAUGCAUUCAAAAGGACUAAUACCAUACUGCACCAUUUGUGCUGGAAUCAGCCAUUUCUCUAAGGAGCUCUGGUUGCCUUUAUUGGAGAAUUGCAUUUAGAAAUCAAGAUCUAGACUCUGGGAGUGCUCUUUGCUACUGGGUGUCAUGCCUUUCUCUCAGAGAAUAGAGCUAGGGUAAGAGAAUGUCCAAGCACACAGAUGCAGCAGCAGAUGUGCUAUUGGAAAAAAAAGGUUGUGCGGGAGUCAUAACACUAAACAGACCAAAGUUCCUCAAUGCACUGACUCUUAAUAUGAUUCGGCAGAUUUAUUCACAGCUAAAGAAGUGGGAACAAGAUCCUGAAACUUUCCUGAUCAUUAUAAAGGGAGCUGGAGGAAAGGCUUUCUGUGCUGGGGGUGAUAUCAGAGUGAUCUCGGAAGCUGAAAAGGCAAAACAGAAUAUAGCUCCAGUUUUCUUCAGAGAAGAAUAUAUGCUGAACAAUGCUGUUGGUUCUUGCCAGAAACCUUAUGUUGCACUUAUUCAUGGAAUUACAAUGGGUGGGGGAGUUGGUCUCUCAGUCCAUGGGCAAUUUCGAGUGGCUACAGAAAAGUGUCUUUUUGCUAUGCCAGAAACAGCAAUAGGACUGUUCCCUGAUGUGGGUGGAGGUUAUUUCUUGCCACGACUUCAAGGAAAACUUGGUUACUUCCUUGCAUUAACAGGAUUCAGACUAAAAGGAAGAGAUGUGUACAGAGCAGGAAUUGCUACACACUUUGUAGAUUCUGAAAAGUUGGCCAUGUUAGAGGAAGAUUUGUUAGCCUUGAAAUCUCCUUCAAAAGAAAAUAUUGCAUCUGUCUUAGAAAAUUACCAUACAGAGUCUAAGAUUGAUCGAGACAAGUCUUUUAUGCUUGAGGAACACAUGGACAAAAUAAACAGUUGUUUUUCAGCCAAUACCAUGGAAGAAAUUAUUGAAAACUUAAAGCAAGAUGGUUCAUCUUUUGCCCUAGAGCAAUUGAAGGUAAUUAAUAAAAUGUCUCCAACAUCUUUGAAGAUCACACUAAGGCAACUCAUGGAGGGGUCUUCAAAGACCUUGCAAGAAGUACUAACUAUGGAGUAUCGGCUAAGUCAAGCUUGUAUGAGAGGUCAUGACUUUCAUGAAGGCGUUAGAGCUGUUUUAAUUGAUAAAGACCAGAGUCCAAAAUGGAAACCAGCUGAUCUAAAAGAAGUUACUGAUGAAGAUUUGAAUAAUCACUUUAAGUCUUUGGGAAGCAAUGAUUUGAAAUUUUGAGGUGACAGGCUUUUAAGGUAUAUUUCGUAGCAUGGGUUGGCAAUCUACAGCAUGUGGCCCAAAUCCAGCCUGCUGCCUGUUUUUAUAUACCCUGCAAGCUAAGAAUGGUUUCUGCGUUUUUAAAUGGUUGGGAAAAGAAAUCAAAGACUCAUAUUUCAUAACAUGAAAAGUAUAUGAAAUGUCAGAGUUCACAAAUAAAGCUUUAUUGGAACUAGCUAUACUCAUCUGUUUAUACAUUAUCUGUGACUGCUUUGAAAUGAGUAGUUGCAAUAGAGAAGGUAAAGCCUACAAAGCCUAAUUAUUUACUGUCUGGUUUUUGUCAGAAAAAGUUUGUCAAUCCCUGUUUUAGAAGAUGGAAAAAUGUGAAGGUCUUUAGAGAUUCUCUAGAGUAGUAUAUCUAAUUGAAAUGGGAUCUUUGUUUGGCUUUUGGUAGUGGCUUGUAUGUUGAUGAAAUCAAGUAUAAAAUAUAAAAAAUAAAGACCCUGAAAAUUGUUUUGGA
Macaca mulatta (Rhesus monkey) is the source of this 1912-nucleotide messenger RNA. The record is from RefSeq and is a predicted model, not a curated record. Lineage: Eukaryota; Metazoa; Chordata; Mammalia; Primates; Cercopithecidae.